AUGUCGCCCCCGCCUACUCCUCGGGUCCAGAGGAGCAGGUAUGAUGAAGCCAGCCUGCCUUCUCGCUCCGCCACGCCUCCGCGUCGCUCGGACUCAGGGUACCCUUCGCGGAUCGAUGACGCCGUCACGCCCCGCGCCAACUAUGGGGCUGGGGCGCCUUCUCCGCCGCCCAGCUCAAGGGGCCGGGUCGACGACAACCGUAGUGUCGUCUCUACUAUCAGGCGCGGUCCAGCCGCCUCGGAAGCCGGUACUCUGACCGACAACCUCCAGAAGCUGAAGCUUACCAGCUUCUACGUCCGACCAGGAUUCGGUAAAGACGGCAAGGCCAUCGACGUACUGUCCAACUUCUUCGCUGUCAGGCCGAUUGACGGCAGGGGCAAGAUCAUCCACCACUACGACAUCGAAAUCAACCCGGUCGUCCACGUUCAGAACCAGAAGAAGCCCAAGGCCAUGCUCCGCGCUGUCUUUGAGCAGACCUGCCUCGAUGCCGUCGGUGCCUGGGUGGACGGCUUUGCCGCCUGCGCCUAUGAUGGCAGGAAGAAUUGCUUCACUCCGGUGAAGUUCCCAAUCCCCCAUGGCGAAGUCCGCACCUUCACCACCACUAUCGCACAAGACAACGUCGUCCAGCGACCCGCUACCGAAGGCUCCGGAUCCGACUCAGAGAACAGGCGCUUCAAGGUCGAGAUCAAGCAUGUCGCCGAGAUUGACCUCGAGCGAGUCAUGGAGCACUGCCGGCCGGACAGGGGCACUCCCAAAGAAGAAGAGGAUAUGUUGACGGGUAUCAUGGCGACCAACGUCCUCAUGCGCGACCUUCCCAGCAAGACGUACGCCCAAGUCGGAGCGACUGGAAAUCGUUUCUUCACCCUUACCGGUGCUGUCCCCAUCCCCCAAGGUGCUGUGGUGUGCAAGGGAUUCAUGCAAUCAUUCCGAGCUUCCGGCUCUGGCCUUCCCCUUCUCAACUUGGAUGUCGGUUUCUCUGCCUUCCUCGCGUCCGGUCCGGCCAUCGAGGUGAUCAGCAAGAUGAUUGCCCAGCGAGGCGGCAUGCGCGGUGCUCCUCGGGGCCGCGGCGGCUUCGGUGCUGGCGGAGGACGAGAUAUCCCCCUCUCCGAGUUGGAGCCGAGGGAUAUCAAUAUGGUCAAGAACAAGCUACGAGGUGCAAAGUUCUCGGUGACUCAUCGCCAAUCUACCCGCCUCCACACCAUCCAGAGUGUCACCCUCCAGCCCGCCGAGGAGAUCUUCUUCGUCAUGGACAGCAAGGACGGCUCGGGCGACCAGCGCGUCUCGGUCGUUCAGUACUUCAAGAACAUGUACGCGGUGGAGGUUACCAAGCCUCGUCUUCCGUGCAUCCAGUACGGCAAGAAGUCCUUCAUCCCGCUCGAGUUUGUCCACUUGGCGGAUUGGAACCCUCUCCCGCCGACGAAGCUUUCGGCGGAUCAGACUGCCGAAAUGAUCAAAGUCGCAGCUAUGCCUCCGAAGGAUCGAUCUAUGGCCAUCCUGGGCUGGAGGAAGGAGCUGGCGCAUGAGACGCAGACUAAGAUAGCUGACUGGGGACUACAAGUCAAUCGCUCCAUGGUCCAAGUCAAGGCCCGUAUCCUCGCACCUCCUCGUAUUCUUUACGGCCGCAACAUGGAUGCCAGAGCAGCGGAAGGAAGCUGGAACCUCCGAGGCAAGACUUUCUACCGGAACGGCAACAAACCUCUCAAGGCCUGGUCCAUCAUCUCCUUUGACCGCUACACCGACGACGACGAGAUGAAGCGCUAUGUCACCUACAUGAUCCAAGUCCUCCGCGCCCACGGUGUCGAGGUCGAGAACGCCAAGCCAAAGUGUAUCGGCCCUAUCGACCCUCGUGAUCCUGCGGAUAUCAAGGGAGCUCUCCAGCUCGCUGCGAGGGAAGCGUACAUGUCGGGCAAGUGCUCUCCGCAGCUCAUUUGCGCGGUGCUUCCGGGAAGGGAUGCUUGGCUGUAUGAGGAGAUCAAGCGCUGCUCCUUCUUGGAGCUCAAAGGUCCGGUCCCCACGCAGUGUAUGCAAGCAGCCAAGAUCCGGAACCCUAGGGGUAUCGACGCAUAUACCGGCAACUUGGUAAUGAAGAUUCAGAGCAAGCUCGGCGGUCUCACCCACCAGAUCCCCAUCUCUGAGCUUCCAGGUAUGGAGCGGGGCAAGACUAUGCUUCUCGGCGCAGAUCUCGGUCAUCCCCCCAUCAAGGCCGGCUACUCUGACGCUCCCACUGUCGCCUGCUCCAUCGCCACCUACACUGCCGACUGCGACGCCUACUCUGCGCAGAUCCGCCUCCAAGAGGGCCGCGAGGAAAUCAUCAAAGAGCUCUCCGGUAUGGUUCUCGCUCACCUCAAGAUCUUUGCCGCCAAGAACAACGACGAGCUUCCCGACCGUAUCAUCGUCUUCCGGGACGGUAUCUCUGAAGGCCAAUACGCCGCCUGCCUGCAGUACGAGCACAAUGCCAUUCUUCGGGCCUGCUCCACCCUUCGAGUCGGCUACCGACCCCGCAUCCUCAUUUGCGUCUGCGCCAAGCGCCACAACACCCGGUUCUUCGGGAAGGACAUGGCGGUCGACCGGAGCGGCAAUCUCCCGCCAGGUCUCGUCGUCGAUCAGGCCGUCACCCACCCUUACGCCUUCGACUUUUACAUGCAAGCCCACGCCGGACGGGUCGGGACCGCCAGGCCGACUCACUAUAUCUGCCUCGUCGAUGAGCUGGGUCUUACUCCGGACAUGCUGCAGAAGAUGGUGCACAGCAUGUGCUAUGCGUUUGCGAGGUGCACCAAGAGCGUCAGUCUUGUGCCGGUCUGCUAUAUCGCGGAUCUCGUCUGCCAAAAGGCCCGUAUCGUCGUCCACGAGCCCGGAACGGCCAACGCCCCCUCCGAAUCCUCCUUCGGUCGCGGACAGCCGUAUCAGCGCGGCGGCGGCAGUCGUGGUGGCGGUCGAGGCGGAUACGCAGCCAGCCGAGCCGGAAGCGCCGGUGGGAUGAGCGACCGGACGGGCACGACUGCGCUCCGAGCGCGGAACGCGGGGGUGGAUGUCAUGCAGAUCCAGAAGGUGCUGGAGAAGAAUCCGGAGUUGGCGGAUGUCGUAAGUCUUUCAUUCUCUUGCUGGGGUAGUCUUGAAGAGGAGAGAGGGAGUGGAAGAAGGAAGGCUUCUUGUCUGCUGUAG
Dioszegia hungarica is the source of this 3162-nucleotide messenger RNA. RefSeq names its product Piwi domain-containing protein. The record is from RefSeq and is a predicted model, not a curated record. Gene Ontology annotation, molecular function: RNA binding; protein binding. Lineage: Eukaryota; Fungi; Basidiomycota; Tremellomycetes; Tremellales; Bulleribasidiaceae. Bases 1 to 3162 code for a protein of 1053 amino acids. The transcript is spliced from 15 exons.